Messenger RNA from Thecamonas trahens ATCC 50062, 3615 nucleotides. Its product is annotated as cell division control protein. Gene Ontology annotation, molecular function: guanyl-nucleotide exchange factor activity; protein binding. Lineage: Eukaryota; Apusomonadida; Apusomonadidae. Gene Ontology annotation, cellular component: plasma membrane. The record is from RefSeq and is a predicted model, not a curated record. The coding region runs from base 1 to 3615 and encodes 1204 amino acids. The transcript is spliced from 2 exons. Gene Ontology annotation, biological process: Ras protein signal transduction; positive regulation of GTPase activity.
AUGCAGACGGCGGACAGGUUUCCCGAGGCCGAGAGCCUGCCUGUGGCUGCGGUGGUGGCCAAGUUUGCAGAGACGGGCGAGGACGACCGACUGAGCGUGCUGGACUUUAACUACCAGGCGCUGCCGUUUCUCCCGCAGCAGGGCGGGCUGUGGAACCGGCUGGGGCAUGUGACGCACAUGUUUCUGACCGACACGGGAAUCCGGACGUUGCCACCGGCGCUCGGGCUGAUGACCUCGCUCGAGUCGCUGCACCUCGGACAGAACAUGCUGACGGCACUGCCAGCGAGCCUCUGGUCGCUGACGGCGCUCCGCGAGUUAAUUCUGACGGCGAACGACCUCGCCGAGCUGCCGACGGGUGUGGGCAACCUCCGCGCUCUGACCUCGCUCAAUGUUGCCGACAACGCGCUGCAGCAGCUGCCUGCCGAGCUCGGGGCGCUCUCGCGGCUUCGGUUGCUCAACGUGUCGCAUAACGAGCUUGCCGCGCUGCCGCCGCAGCUCGGCGAGUGCUCGUCGCUCUCAGUUCUCAACGUCGGCUUCAACUACCUGAAGGAGCUGCCGCUGGAGCUUGCAGCGGCGCCGCUGGAGUACGUCGACAUCCAGUUCAACCCGCUUGAUCCGGUACUCCUUGCGGCAGUCUCCAAGUUUGGCGUCGAGGCAUUAAUGCUCUCGCUCAACCACGCACGGAUCCACGUGCGGCUGGGGCGGCUGGUGCCGCCAUCGGACGAUGCUGUGGCCGAGGCCGAGCUGGUGGAGCGGGCGUCGCUUGCGGUACCGAUUCCGACGGGCGCAUAUCAUGCGCCGGGCUCACCGGCGCGGACUCCGUUAAGCGGCACAGAACGGGCCGGCGAAGCUGGCGAGCUCGACUUUGACCAUGUGGAUGAAGAGCGUAAGCGCUUGUUCUCGUCGACAUUUACGGGCGAUUUGUCGAGCUCGAGCGUGGCACGGGCCAAGGCGCGGUCGGCGACGCCAACGGCGACGGCGACGGCAGCGCCGAUUAAGAUGCGGCCACGGGCGGUGUCGUCGGCGGACAUGCCCUCUGUUCCACCACGAGUCCUGCAUGCGCGGGCGCGACAGCGGCCGGCCAAGCUCUCAUCGGAGCGGAAUCUCGGGCACCUAUUGCGCCGCGAGAGUGCGUGGCGGGCGAGCCCAGCUCCGAUGCUCAACUCGAUCGAUGUGUCGGACAAGUCGCCGCUGCGAACGCAGCUCGCGCUCGGCGGCAUGCGUCGGUCGGGCUCGUCCAAACUCGCUUCGGGCGCAAUGGGCGAGAGCGUGAACGUGAGCGUGGCACGACGGCCGCUUGGCGGACACGCUUCGCUCCGACUCGACACGCUCUUAGUCUCGCGGCUGAGCAGUGAGGUGCGCGGGACUAAGUCGCCCAAGGCGGCAUCGCCGGCCGAGUCGCGGCGGUACUACCAUGUCGAAGAGGCUGGCAACGGGGAAGACGAGCCGCCGGAUCUGCCUGUCAUGCGGCGGUCGUCGUCGAUGGAGGCUCCGGUUGGACUCGGGGCGUCGCUGCUGGAGGGUGCGGCGGAGACGACGGCGUCACCGCGCGGGACCAACGAGACGGCGGACGAUGCGCGUACGGCUAUCCUGGAGCGAAAGGCCAAGCUGGCGCGCAACGUUACGCUCGCCCGCGAGCUGGUCGACACACUCGAGGCAUACGUCGAGGAGCCCGGAGGCACCCGACCGCCACCGGCCAAAGGUCUUUUUGCGUCGGUGCUUGGAACGCAGGUCUCGUCGCUUGCCGCCGUUUUUCGGACCAAAUCGUCGGAGCGCGAGGAGCAAGCCAGCGAGGUCCAUGUUCCGGCGCCGGGCUUUCUGGCCUCGCCGAGCCUCUCUGUGCACGGCCUCUCGGGCUCGGACGAUUACUUUGCGCAGGUCUCGGCGUCGUUCCCGUCGCAGCUCCAGCUCAACUACCACGGGUACCACUCGUCGCUGCACGCGCGGUCCGACACGCCGCUCUCUGAUGGCUCGCUCUCGCUGCCGGGCGGAGCCAGCGACUUGGAGCUGCUCGGCACAGAAUCUGAGGGCUCAUCGGGUAAGUCGACGCCUCACACCUCGCCGCGAAGGGUAUUUGACUCGCACGAGGUGAUGACCAAGUUUCUGGAGGCAAUCCAGUCGGCCACGCCGUCGGCGGGGCGCUCGAGUGAGGCGCCGUCACCGCGGCCUGCUGGUCGUGCAGGGCUGGCCUCACCGCUGGCGCAGAUGCAGUCGUCGGCACUGUCCUUGCCAACGCAGCGGUGGCUGGCGGCCAAGGACAAGAUUCUGGCGAUGCGGCGCGUGGCAGCAAGCGCGACGGCCGAUUCGUCGGCGGCGAGCGUUGUCAACCAAGCGACAGCGAGCGAGGGCCCGGCAUUUGUGGUGGUGAGCGGCAAGUCGAGCGUGAACUCGCUCGUGGAGGCGCUGGCAGCCGAGGCGCUGCCUGAUCCCGAGUAUGUGCACGACUUUCUGCUCAUGUACCGCGAGUUGCUGACGGGUCCGGAGCUGCUGGGCAAGCUUGUUGAGCGGUUCAACAUUACGACGCCAAGCAACCCAACGCCUGAGGAGAUUGAGCACUACAACAAGUACAAGGUUGUGAUCCAGAUCCGGGUGGCCAACGUUGUCCGGCGGUGGAUUGACGGGUUCUGGCAUGAUUGGUGCGAGCCAAUCAUGCUCGAUGGCCUGCACGAGUUCUUUAAGUUGCUUGUUGAGUCUGAGCUUGACGCGAUGGCGCUGCAGCUUGUGGGGCGCGUCCGCGACCAGCUGCAGGAGCACGACGCGGCGGCCGAGGCGGCGCGGCGGGUGCGGCGCAAUUUGUUUGGCUCAUCGAUGAGCGGGCCAGAGACGCUGUCGCGAAGCAGCGCCGGAUGGAACGGGGCCAAGGCCAUGGUGCUCGAGGUGGAGCCGUCGGUGGCAGCGUCUGCGCUCACCCGGAUCGAGAUGGAGUACUUUGCGCGGAUCCGGCCGGAGGAGUUUCUUGCCCCGUACUGGGCGAGCGCCGAAAACAGCGAGGAGGCGAUACACGCCCACGCGCCGAACCUCAUCCACUACAUCAAGCGGUUCAACAUUGUGGCCGGAUGGGUGGCGACCGAGGUGGUGAUGGCGCGCGACUUGCGGACGCGCGUCGCCCUCAUCAAGCGGUUUGUGGUCAUUGCUGAGAAGCUGCUCGCCAUGCACAAUUACAACACGCUCAUGGCGGUCCUCUCUGGACUCAACAUGCCCGUGGUGGCGCGGCUCUCGCGGACGUGGUCGCGGGUCUCGGCCAAGUACCGCGGCCCGCUGGCGCAGCUGCACCGACUUAUGGACCCGGCGGGUAACUACCAGACUUACCGCAAGAAGAUCCGGCGGAUCGAGCCGCCGCUCAUUCCAUUCAUCGGGUUGCUAGUGGCAGAUCUUAUGUUUAUCCAUGCAGCCAAUGCGGGGGCGGAGAGCGAGGCCGGACUGGUUGAUGUCGAGUGGUUGCGGUCGAUUGCCGCGGUGGUGCUCGACAUUGGGCGGCUGCAGAGCCACAAGCCUGUACUUGUGGUGGAGCCGCACGUGUAUGCGUCGUUCAAGUACGUGUUUGUGGCAUCAGAGACGGCGCUGGUAGAGGCGUCGCUUGCGGUGGAGCCCGAGGACUUUGAGCUCGAGCAGUGA